Messenger RNA from Mycotypha africana, 1428 nucleotides. RefSeq names its product aldose 1-epimerase. Lineage: Eukaryota; Fungi; Mucoromycota; Mucoromycetes; Mucorales; Mycotyphaceae. The transcript has 3 exons. Gene Ontology annotation, molecular function: carbohydrate binding; aldose 1-epimerase activity. Gene Ontology annotation, biological process: glucose metabolic process; beta-D-galactose catabolic process via UDP-galactose, Leloir pathway. The coding region runs from base 56 to 1150 and encodes 364 amino acids. The record is from RefSeq and is a predicted model, not a curated record.
UUUUUCUUUUUUAUUUUUUUUUUUUCAUCUCAAAACUAACAGAGACAUCAUCAUCAUGCCCGUGAAUAAGAUUGAAAUCGCUCCUGGUAUUGAACAAUAUACUUUGAUCAAUAAGAGCAAAACCUUGGCUGUCAUGGUUUUGACUUAUGGUGCUAUCGUCUCCCAUAUUCUUACCCCUGAUAAGACCGGUAUUAUUCGUGAUGUUGCACUUGGUUUCGACGAUUAUGAAUCCUACAAGAAUCCUGCCAAUCCUUAUUUUGGUGCUACUGUUGGUAGAUAUGCGAACCGUAUUGGCCAAGGCAAAUUCACAGUGGACGGAAAGGAGUAUGAGUUAGCUAUCAAUAACGGCCCUAAUGCUCUACACGGUGGCCUCGAAGGCUUUGAUAAGAGGAUUUGGAAGGCUACCGUUGUCUCGGAGACACCUGCUUCUGUUCGCUUUGAAAUUGUCUCACCGGAUGGGGAUCAAGGUUAUCCCGGUACAUUGACCGCUUCUAUCACCUACACCGUGACAGACAAGGAUGAGCUUGUUCUCGAAUACCAUGCCACCACUGACCAGGAUACCGUCGUCAAUUUGACCAACCACUCCUACUUUAAUUUAUCCGGUGUGGAGUUGAACCCUACUAUUUUAGACCAUCGUGUGACAAUGACAGACGAAGUCAAGGCUGUUUUGGAAUGUGAUGAGAAUUGUUUACCUACAGGAAAAGUACUUUCCUUCUCUGAAGCACCGUGGAUGGAUUUUUCGGGUGACAAUGCCGGAAAGCCAAUCGGUGAACGUCUUGACAAAGUGCAAUCCACGCGUGGUUACGAUCAUCCGUAUAUGAUUCACAGGGACUACAAGACAGAUACAGCUGAUCUCCCUCUUCGCAAGGCAGUGACAGUUUAUUCUCCUGACACAGGCAUUGAGUUGGAAUUUGCCACGACCGAGCCUACUUUCCAAUUCUAUACGGGUGGUUGGAUUCCAUCAGACAAAAUGACAGCCAAGAAAGAUCAAGGCCAGGGCAAGAUUGGUCCUAGCUCUGGAUUCUGUCUGGAAGCUUCUCGUAACCCUGAUUCACCUAAUAAGCCUGACUGGCGUAGUGCUGUCUUGCUUCAAAAGGAGGGUGUUUACUCUGGCAAGACCGUUUACUCUUUCCAUGCUCGUGUUGAUUAAAUUGUCAUGAGAAUUGCUCACACAUGCUCGUUGACCUAUUCUUUAUUGCUUCCUAUAUCCCCCCCCUUCUUGAAAACUCAUCCUAUCUUUUUGUAUUUUUAUGUAUUUUCGUUCAAAUAAAGCAUAUAUCGAUGAUGGUUGGACAGAAUGCAUAUCGUCCACUCCAAACAAUAAAGUGCCCACUCAAUAACUGAUGCAAUUAUAUGAACAAGUAGCAAUGUAUUGUCAACCCCACCGGGGGAGGGGGAGUCUUUUAUGAGAGCAGGGCAAUCUCCAGC